This is a messenger RNA of Trichogramma pretiosum, 1366 nucleotides long. Its product is annotated as zinc finger protein 235-like. The coding region runs from base 134 to 1366 and encodes 410 amino acids. Gene Ontology annotation, biological process: regulation of transcription by RNA polymerase II. Gene Ontology annotation, molecular function: DNA-binding transcription factor activity; RNA polymerase II cis-regulatory region sequence-specific DNA binding. The transcript is spliced from 4 exons. Lineage: Eukaryota; Metazoa; Arthropoda; Insecta; Hymenoptera; Trichogrammatidae. The record is from RefSeq and is a predicted model, not a curated record.
GCAAAGUGCUAGUGUUUACAAAUUCGUGAAAUCGAUGUACAGUGUUAUUGUCUGCUUGAGGCGUUCAACCUCAAAUAUAUUUUUUCUACGUAUGAAGUGAAAAUUCGCAGUGAUUGCAGUAAUCAAACAAACGAUGAAUAGCCGAGAAAACAUAAUUAGAGUGAAAGAAGAGCUUAGACCAGAAGACACUUGGCCAGAUGCAGGCGGCGAUCAUAUUUUCGAUGCAGUGGACUCUUGCGAAGUAAAAAACUUUAGAACACUGACAUUUUAUGAACAAUCGGAAAAGUUGAAUGAAAAAAUAUUCGUUGAUUUUGAGUGCAAAGAUGUUAAAUCUGAACUGAAAUCUCUACCAGCUACCAUCUGCAAAUCGGAGCAUCAAAGUUAUCCAUCCAUUGUGAAAAUAGAAAAUCAAAUUCAGACCAAUUAUUUGAAAGAUGAAGAUCUGAUGAUUUUACCAAAACAAGAAUUCGAUCAUGAUCAUAAUUGUCAAUUACAACCCAAUUUUCGAUUGAAAUGUGGUCAGUCCAAGAAGGUGAAAAAUUUAAGAAAAACGUCUCGGACCAAAUUAUCUUAUGAGUAUAAAAUGAGCCAAAAAACAUUUAAAGGAAAAGUGAUUUUGAGAAGUAAGAUGAAGCACAAGAACAAUAUAGCAUAUGAUUGUGAAAUUUGUCACAAAUCAUUUGAUUACCAGAGUAUUCUCAAACGUCACGUCGAAACAGUACAUAAUCGGAGCAAACCCUAUGGAUGUGGAAUUUGUCAUAAGUUAUUCAGCCGCAAAGAACACCUUAACAAUCACGUAAAUUCAAAGCAUAGUGAGGAAAAACCCUUCGAGUGUGACAUUUGUCACAAAUUAUUUGGACAAAUAAGUAACCUAAAAACUCACAUAAAUGUUGUACAUAAUCGAAUCAAACCCUUCGAGUGUGACAUUUGUCAUGAGUCAUAUGGCCGCAAGGGUACUCUCAAGGAUCACAUAAAUGCAGUACAUGAACGGAGCAAACCCUUCGAAUGUAAGACUUGUCAAAAAUUAUUCGGGCGAAAGAGUACUCUUAACAAUCACAUCGAUCUAGUACAUAAUAAGGAAAAACACUUUGAAUGUGACAUUUGUCAUAAGUCGUUUAUCUGCCAAAAUAUCCUCAACAAACACAUACAUUCAGUACAUAAUAAGGAAAAACCCUUUAAAUGUGAGAUUUGUCACAAAUCAUUUGGAUAUAAAGUUCAUCUCAAACGUCACACGAAUACAAUCCACGUUCGUAGCAAACCCUUCGCGUGUGAUAUUUGCCACAAAUCAUUCGGACUGAAAGCAAACCUCAAAAUUCACAUAAAUGGAGCAAAUCCAAGAGGACGAACACAUCUAUUUUGGGCCUAA